GUCACUCGCUCGCUCGCGGUCUCCCUCUCUCCCGUCACGUCACACGCGUCGCGUCGCUUCGCUGCCCCUCCCUCGUGUCUUCGAGCUCCCUCUCCUUUCCAGCUCCAACCAACUACCCUCCCUCCCCCGCCUCCCUCUCCCUUCCCUUCCGCCGCUCCGCCUCCGCCCACUGAAAUCCCGAGCCGGCGAGAGCGGCCGAACAGCCAGCCGGCCGGCCGGCCAGCAAGCCGCGACGGGACAGCUCGGGAGGGGGAGGAGGGGGGAGUUGGGGGGACGGCCGAUGGCGUCGUCGCGGGUGAUGGCGGCCGCCGCGUCGUCGUCGUCGCCGCCGCCUCCGGCGGCCGCGGCCCCUGCCGCUGCCGGCGGCACCCAUCUCGCGCGGUUCAGGAGCAGCAGCGGCAUCGGAUCCAUGAACAUGGACGACAUCCUCCGCAACAUAUACGGCGAGGGGACGCCGCCGCCGGGCGCCGGCGCCGAUGUCCCGGCGGCGGAUGCGGCGGCGGUCCCCGUGGGGCAGGUGGCCACGCGGCGGACAGCGGAGGAGGUGUGGAAGGAGAUCUCUUCCUCGGGAGGGCUGUCUGCUCCCGCUCCCGCUCCCGCUCCCCCGGCCGGUGCUGCGGGCCGGGGUGGCGGGCCUGAGAUGACGCUGGAGGAUUUCCUGGCCAGGGAGGACGACCCUAGGGCAACGGCCGUGGAGGGCAAUAUAGUUGUGGGGUUCCCUGAUGGAGCGGAGGGUGCGGGGACGGUAGGAGGAGGAGGAAGAGGCAGCGGCGCCGGGAGGGGGAGGAAGCGGGCGCUGAUGGAUCCAGCUGACCGCGCGGCGAUGCAACGGCAGAAGCGUAUGAUCAAGAACCGCGAGUCGGCGGCGAGGUCCAGGGAGAGGAAACAGGCUUACAUCGCAGAGCUGGAGGCGCAGGUCACAGAGCUUGAGGAGGAACAUGCACAAUUGUUGAGAGAACAGGAGGAGAAAAAUCAAAAGAGACUUAAGGAGAUGAAGGAACAAGCCGUUGCAGUUGUCAUAAGGAAAAGAACACCAAAAGAUCUUCGAAGAACCAACUCAAUGGAAUGGUAGAAGUAACCAACUUGUGUUGUUAUUGUUCUCUUACAGCUACAGCGAUUCUUCCGUUUUCUGUUUCCAGUAGAUGAUGUAUCAGGCGGCUUGGUAGAAUAGUCAAAGCUUUCAGGUGACAUGAAAUCUUAAAAAUGCCAUCAGAAGGUGUAGCUGUGCGUGAUCAAAAUGUCACGCCAUUCAGAAUUGGUCUGUGAUCUGCUAUUUAUUUAUCAUCAUGCUCACGCGGCUAACUGUGUGUACAAACAAGAAAUAAGUCGGUUUACAUGAAAGGUAGAUUAAUGUUACAGAUCUGA
Oryza brachyantha (malo sina) is the source of this 1365-nucleotide messenger RNA. RefSeq names its product bZIP transcription factor 12-like. Gene Ontology annotation, molecular function: DNA-binding transcription factor activity. NCBI's taxonomy places the organism in Eukaryota, Viridiplantae, Streptophyta, Magnoliopsida, Poales, Poaceae. The coding region runs from base 281 to 1072 and encodes 263 amino acids. Gene Ontology annotation, biological process: positive regulation of DNA-templated transcription. The transcript has 4 exons. The record is from RefSeq and is a predicted model, not a curated record. Gene Ontology annotation, cellular component: nucleus.